AUGAAAACCGAGGUGAAGAUCGGUCACCUGAAGACAGAGUCUGCCAGAAUCUCCCAUGAUGUUGUAGACAUGCUUCUGAGGUAUGCUGCCACCUUUGAGAAUUAG
Messenger RNA from Linum tenue, 105 nucleotides. The record is from the annotation of a GenBank genome assembly. NCBI's taxonomy places the organism in Eukaryota, Viridiplantae, Streptophyta, Magnoliopsida, Malpighiales, Linaceae.